AGCACAUCGUCAGUAAACAACUUGGCUUAGUGUUAUCAACACAUAAUCUUUCUAUUCAUCACUCCUACGACCAUAGGAUCGGCCAUCCAAAAGCAUUUCCAUAAAAGGAUUAUAAAUUUUGUUCCUUCAUAAGUUUCCAAACCUUCGAACUUCAGUUUUUAAUUUCGUUUACAAUGAGAGCCUUUAUUUUGAUUUCCUGUUUGGCGUUUGUCUCAGCUAGACCAGAAGCUGGCUACGCUUAUAAUCGUCCUGGUGGUGGUGGUGGAAGUGGUGGAUUUGGCGGUGGUUCCGGUGGUGGUGGUGGUGGUGGCUUUGGCGGAGGAUCCGGUGGUGGCGGCUUUGGCGGAGGAUCCAGUGGUGGCGGUGGAUUCGGUGGAGGUGGAUUUGGCGGUAGUUCCGGUGGAGGAUUUAGUGGUGGUUCAGGUGGAGGCUUUGGUGGUGGAUCCGGAGGUGGAUCUGGCGGUGGAUUUGGUAGCGGAUUCGGAGGAGGAGCAGGAGGUGGUGGUGGUGGCGGAUUUGGAGGUGGAAGCAUUGGAGGAUUCGGUGGAGGCGGUUCGACAAUUGUUCAGAAACACAUUUAUGUUCAUGUUCCACCACCAGAGCAAGAAGAAAAUCGUCAACGUCCUAACAUUCCCGUUCCACAGUCUCAGAAGCACUACAAAAUCAUCUUCAUUAAGGCCCCAUCUCCUCCAUCUUAUCAAGCUCCAGUCAUUCCCGUCCAAGCUCAAAACGAAGAGAAGACCCUUGUGUACGUCUUGGUCAAAAAGCCCGAAGAACAACAAGAUAUUGUCAUCCCAACUGCUGCACCCACUCAGCCUUCAAAACCAGAAGUAUACUUCAUCAAAUACAAGACACAAAAGGACUCAUCCGGUGGUGGAUCCGGAGGUGGCGGUUACUCAUCUGGAGGUGAUGGUGGUUCUGGAAUCGGCAUUGGUGGAGGUUCAGGAAUCGGCAUUGGUGGAGGAUCAGGUAUUGGCAUUGGAGGAGGAUCCGGAGGUGGUGGAUCAACAGGAUUCGGAGGAGGUGAUAUUUCGGGACCAUCGACAUCAUAUGGUCCACCUGGAAAAUCUGGACCAUACUAAACUAAUAUGGUGCUUGGCUACAACUUUAGCUAGUCCUAUAACUCUAUAUCUUUAUCUGUUCCCUUUCUCAAAACUUUCUAUACUGAACAAAUUUUUUGUAUAUAAAAUCUUUCCUUUUGUCUGUGUGUAAAUGUUUAUAUAGUUUUAAGGGAUGCAGUGACAAAGUUGUGUUAAUUUAGUAAAUAUUUAAGUUAAGUUUUUUUUUGCAAUUAAAAGUACGGUGACAAAAUAUGAGAAAAACUACUGUCUUUUAUUUUUCUUAAAUUUGCCAGUGUUAUUUGAUCAAGCAAAUAUAAUUAAUUUUUGUAAUAGUUGUGUUAACCUCAUACUUGGUUGUCACUAAUUGUGUUAUAAGAUACGCUGUAAUUUCCUUGUACAAAAUGAGUUUCAAUAUCACAGUUUUAUUAGUGAAUACAAUUUUACUUUAAACUUGA
Messenger RNA from Eupeodes corollae, 1516 nucleotides. RefSeq lists its product as uncharacterized. The transcript has 2 exons. The coding region runs from base 174 to 1082 and encodes 302 amino acids. The record is from RefSeq and is a predicted model, not a curated record. Lineage: Eukaryota; Metazoa; Arthropoda; Insecta; Diptera; Syrphidae.